ACAGAAGCAAUCAGCUGUUUACUUGGAAGAAAAACAUAACCUUGAAAUAACUAAACAAAAACAUCUUGACGUCUUGCAUUUGAACUUUUAUGAUAAGGAUAACCGGUUGUUGCUCCAAUUUGUCUGGUGGGGUGUGGUUAGAAAUAAUAAGAUUUGUGAGUGAAGUACAGAGAGUAAAGAAUGCACGAUGCAAUUUUGAAUUCACAUUCCAGUUAGUCAAUAAGUUGAGUUUGUUGUAGAAGGUAGACUUGCUUGUUUUCAAAACACGCUAUUCUAAUUAAAAAAAUAAUUUUAUCAAUAUUUGGUCCCUACUGACGUUUAGUCGAAUCUAUCACUGUUCCGUAAUCACAAAUUGUCUGCAUCAAGUUCAAACUUUAUUUUAUAUCCACUCUUUCAAUCAGUUUGUUUUCUCGUCAAAUAUGUCUACUAGCAAAGGAAAGAUUGGUAUAAUUGGAAGUGGCCUGAUUGGCAGAAGUUGGUCAAUGCUUUUCGCAGCGGCUGGUUACAAUGUGACGCUGUACGACAUUCUUCCCGAACAAAUUGAAACCGCUCUGGUCGACCUCAAAGAGCAGCUCACAAAGCUUGAACAAAAGAAACUGCUACGCGGAACUUUAACUGCGCAACAACAGUACUCACUCAUUACAGCCACAACCAACCUGGCAGACUGUGUAAAAGACGCCGUCUACAUACAGGAAUGUGUGCCCGAAAAUAUCGAGCUGAAGAAAACAGUUUUCAAAAAUUUGGAUGCAGUAGUGGACUCGAAGUGUGUUCUGGCAAGUUCCACCUCAACAUUUGUUCCGUCGCUGUUUUCUGCUGACCUUGCACAUAAGGCUCAGGUCAUCGUCGCUCAUCCUGUAAACCCACCUUAUUACGUACCUUUAGUUGAGAUAGUUCCAGCACCUUGGACCACUACAGAAGUGACAGAGUUCACGAGAAAAAUCAUGGAGGACAUAGGCCAGGCACCGGUUACUCUCACUAAAGAAAUCGAAGGAUUUGCACUCAAUCGCAUUCAGUAUGCAAUUCUGAACGAAUCGUGGAAUCUAGUGAAGGAUGGUAUAUUGAGUGUGGCAGAUAUUGAUAAGGUGAUGUCAGCUGGAUUGGGCAUGAGAUACGCAUUUCUGGGACCAUUAGAAACCGCUCAUCUCAAUGCUGAAGGCAUGGAAAACUACUGUGAGCGCUACUCGAAAACUAUCUACUCGACAAGCAUGUCGUUCCAGCCGGUGCCGAAGAUGGAGGGCCCAGUUAUGAAGGAGGUGUCGCGUCAGCUCAACGAGAUGACGCCUUUGGAUCAGUUGCCGGCCCGGCGGGCCUGGAGGGACAACUGUCUCACCAAACUGUCGCAACUCAAACACGAUUUGGACUCGAAAUAAACUGGAUCAAUUUACAGAGUGGCCCACGAAAGGUAUGUAAAUUUAUUGUAACUAUCACAUAUUAUAACAGAAAAUACAGGUGUAACAGCCGAAGAUCGUAGAUUCUACAUUAAAUUUGCAACAAAAAAUGUACUGUAUUUAUUGUUUUCGACAUAGCAUAUAUUUCUGAAAAAUUAACUAGUAAGCUAUUAGUCAAAAUCUAAUUCUAGAGAUAUGGUUGUGUUGUAAAUGUGCUUUUGUAAUUAACACUUUAUUCAUUGAAAGUUUACAUUGAACAAGAGUAAAAAUAAAAAUACAACAUCAUCUUUUAACAUCUCUCAUAAAACUCCAAUUAGUUAUUUUCUUGUAAAUGUUCGUUGCUAAAACAGACACCUUGGCAACCGGGUUCACAUGAUUAGUAUCCAUG
Messenger RNA from Nilaparvata lugens (brown planthopper), 1776 nucleotides. RefSeq names its product lambda-crystallin-like. Gene Ontology annotation, molecular function: NAD+ binding; oxidoreductase activity, acting on the CH-OH group of donors, NAD or NADP as acceptor. Gene Ontology annotation, biological process: fatty acid metabolic process. Bases 420 to 1370 code for a protein of 316 amino acids. NCBI's taxonomy places the organism in Eukaryota, Metazoa, Arthropoda, Insecta, Hemiptera, Delphacidae. The record is from RefSeq and is a predicted model, not a curated record. The transcript has 6 exons.